UUCUAUCCUUCCAGGUAGAUGUAACAAGAAAUCUAUUAGAUGGAAGUUAAGUUUAGGUGGAAAAAGGUCAUUAGAGAAGUAGAAAACGACAUUGAUAGAUACUGUUCAUCUCAUGUUAGUGCAAACACUAUGUUUGUUGUGCAGAAUUGUGUUUGGACUCAAGUCGUGUUACGUUCUUUUAGGAAGAAAAUGAUUGUUUUCUAACGGACUAAAAAUAAGAGUGGUUCCUAGCUACUUCCUAAAGUAAUUAGCACUCUUUUAAAUUCAAUGCAUGAAAGGGACAUUAUGGUGAUGGAACUGUAUAAUACUGCACAGAAGAAAAAAAUGCAUAUUUCAGAAUACAGGAAAUUAUAGAGGGCUAGUGUAGGUGCUGAAGAUAUGGUGAAAGAAAUUAACCCACUAAAUGGUGGAUCAAUAUUUGUGGAGAAGAGAAAUCACUGUGUGAUUUAUCCAGCCAAUGGCAGUAUGGUAGCAGAGUCUGUGGAAAGAAGAAACAAGCACUGGUUUGUCCAAACAAAAAUACCAAGUGAUUUGAUAGUAGAAAUUAGAGACAAAAGCUUCCACUUGCAUAAGCUCUCCAUGGUUUCAAGAAGUGGAUAUCUUAACAGAUUGGUAUUUGAAAGGAACGGGAGCAACUAUACUAGAGUUCAGAUUGAUACAGUUCCCGGUGGGGCUAACAUCUUCGAAUUAGUAGUGAGAUUUUGCUAUGGACUGAAGAUCAAAGCUACAGCUUCAACUAUUGCCCCACUGUAUUGUGCAGCUCAUUUUUUGGAAAUGAAUGAUGAUAUUCACCAAGGAAAUCUUAUUUCUAAAGCAGAGGCAUUCCUAAGCUAUGUAAUCCUUUCUUCAUGGAAAGACACAUUUAGGAUCUUGAAAAGCUGUGAAUCAGUUUCAUCUUGGUCUAAAGAUUUGCACAUUGUCAAACGUUGCACGGAAGCCAUUUCUUGGAAAGCUUGUUCAGAGACUGGAGUGAGUAGUAUAGAAGACGAUGAAGUGUUGGUGAAUGUCAUGGCAGAUGAUACAACCAAGUUGGUGAAGUUGUGUGGGAAUUGGUUUUUCAAGGAUUUUUCAUCCCUCCGGAUAGAUCAUUUUAUCGAAGUAAUUUCAAUGAUCAAAAAGAGAAAGAUUAAGCCAGAGCUUGUGGGGUCAUGUAUAGCUCACUGGACAAAGAAGUGGAUUUCUCAAAUCACAGUUCCACAAGAGAAAUCGAAAGAUCAAGAAUUGGCCAUCCAACUACACAGAGUGACAACUGAAUGUCUGAUGAGGGUGCUUCCUGCUGAGGAAGACUCAGUGUCCAGCAAUUUUCUGCUUCAUCUUUUCAAGAUUGGGCUAAUUAUGAACAUUGAUCCCAAAUUAAAAGACCAGCUCAAGACAAGAAUAGCUCUCAUGCUGGAAAAAUGUAGUGCUAAAGACCUUCUAGUCAGGAACAGUACAACUCUUUUCGACUUGGACAUUGUUGUUCAAGUGGUAGAAGCUUAUGUCUCUCUUGCACCAAAUAAUCCCAAGUCAAGAAUGUGUGUUGUCGGGAGGCUAGUGGAUGACUACCUCGCCCUCAUAGCGAGGGACGAGAACCUUGUAGCAAGAAGCUUUUCCUCUCUUGUAAAUGCAUUGCCAAAAGAAGCAAGAUUUUGUGAUGACAACCUAUAUAGGUCGAUAGACAUGUACCUCGAGGAACAUCCUGACCUAAUAGAAGAAGAAAGAAGCAGCAUAUGCAGAAAAAUGGAGUACCAUAAGCUAUCACAGGAAGCGCGAACACAUGCCUUGAAGAAUGAUAGGCUGCCAGAUAACAUCAGGACACGAUUUGUACUUCUUGAACAAGUCAAUAUGACAAGGUUACUAACUUCAGAUGGUUCAAGUUACCAGAGAACUUCGUCAGAAACCAUAAUGAAAAUCAGCAACGGUCUGGGCAAGAGUUGGAUGAAUUCCUCCCAGAAUGAAAUGAAAGCGAUGAAACAAGAGGUUGAUAUGUUAAAGGCUCAAGUUGGUGAAUUGCAGCAACGUAGGAUGAAGCUUCAAAGGCAAACAAAGAAAUCUGUCUUUUGUUAGUUCGUUAUGUUUCAUGUUUGCUAGGGAUCUGGUUCCUUGGUUCUAAUUGUUGUAAUCUUCACUGAUAAUGAAGCCUACAAUAUUUCGAAGUGUUUUUGGUUAAUCCCCCCGUAUAACCUGUAUAUUAAUAACCAAAAAUGAAGACAAAGAAAAGGGGACAAUAGUAGCUUUAACUCCUCAAAUCCUACAUGAGGGUUAAACGGCCUCAACCCUUUACAAAAUGAACAAUGAACCUGCUUAGUAUAAUUAGUGUGUUAUGCAAUGAAUUUUAAUCAAUGAUUGGGAAGACCUCUCCCUUUUGUAUCAAGAAGCUUGGAUAAGCAUUAGUUAAGCUUACAAAAAUUUUAUAGUUAAGAUUAGAGAUAUACAUCAACAUCGUUCAAUAAAAGACUUUUUAACACGUC
Messenger RNA from Lycium ferocissimum, 2450 nucleotides. Its product is annotated as coleoptile phototropism protein 1-like. Gene Ontology annotation, molecular function: protein binding. NCBI's taxonomy places the organism in Eukaryota, Viridiplantae, Streptophyta, Magnoliopsida, Solanales, Solanaceae. Bases 379 to 2046 code for a protein of 555 amino acids. The transcript is spliced from 4 exons. The record is from RefSeq and is a predicted model, not a curated record.